CCUAUAGAGGCUCAUUCACCAGUGGACUAUAGGCAUCAGUGCAGCAAACAGUAGCAGUGGUCCAGGGAAGAAUGAAAGCUGCCAGCAGAAUUACAGCAAGGGUAUAACGGGUGACCUUUUUAUAGUGUGAACCACUGCGGGGAGCUCUAGAUUCAGCGGGGUAUCUGACGUCAAAAAAUCUGCGUCUCAAAUUGCAACAGUGAGGAGAAAGUGUAUAGAGAGAAAGGAAGGUCUGAGGGAAGGGAUAUUAUUAUAGUAUCUGAAAACUUCCAUUCCAUUUGGAUUUCAUCUUCAACAGCAGUGGUGCAGAAAAAAGUUGCAAGAAGUUGAGGAGCAGUCUCCAUGUAGCUGUCAAAAAUUGGCUAAGUUAGAGCAGACGUCAGAGGAGCACAUAGCAUCACCAUGGCACUAGGACAUGAGCGUUACAAGCUGAAGGACACGAUCAUCAACAUGGACGGCCAUAAAACAAUGUUAGAUAACGCGGGUCGUCCCAGGGCCCAUUCUGCCCCAGCAGUGGCCACCCUGAGCAUAGUGCAACCGAAAAAGAAGAAAAAAUGUGGCCAGGCACAGCCCAGUUAUCUUAUGGAACUCAAACCCAUGUUGAAUGGGCAUACAGUCCAUGCCGAUACAGAAAAUAAUAUUAGUACCCAUGAUCCUACUUGCAGGCACCAUCCACGAAACCAGAGGUCCCAUCACCACCAUGGUAACCACCAUCACCACAGCAACCAUCAUGGCCGCCGCAUGUCUAUGGGCCAACAAGUUCAGAGACAUUUUCAGCACGUUACGCGAGAAUCAUGCGAAAUGCACUGCUGUAGGAUUCAUAUUCUAUUAACAACAAUGCAAUUGUGCCUGGGUUCUACGAUUAUUGGGCUCGGCGCUUUCAUGGGAGUAGCAAUACCUUCUCUUCAUACGAGAGAGACGCCAUAUUGGGCAGGCAUUCCACUUUUCUUGGCAGGGGUAUUUGGCGCCAUCUUCUUCUGUGUGGCUGAAAACAGAUAUUAUUAUAGCGGCAGCUGUAAGCUAUUUGUGAUAAAGGCAGUGGUUUUUACCCUGUCCGCCAUAAGUGUAUUUGUGUGCAUCGUAGCCAGUAUAUUCCCGGGUAUCCAUGGUCGCCGUAUCGCACAGUACACCGGAGACUGCGUAAGAACUAAUGAAAUCUGUUACUGUCAUCUGGGUGAUGACAACGGGAUGGUGAGGGUGUACGCUUACCCUCACCUUCUUGACUGUCGUCCUGAGACUUUCACCAGUAUAAAAGAUAAUCUCAUAUUACAGUGUGCUCUCAACGCCAUUGGCUGUGGGGUUUCAAUAUGGCUUGUUGUGCUUCUCUGGCAGUCUCGCUACCAGAAUUACCCAUCAGGACUUCGCUUUUAUUCCUACAGCGCAAAUUCACAUCACCCUUGGAUGGAAACGACGAAUAGGCCUGCAUAUUCCACUCCCGUAGACACGCCCUCUUUCGACAGAAAGUUAUCACAGAAGCGCCUCCUAGCGAGGCAGCAGAAAGACGAGGAGGAAGAGGAACAAAAACGGAAGUGCAUCGCUAAUGGUCAGCAUCCUUCAGAUACGUAUAAAUCUGACCAGGCUGACCAGCAAACUGCUCUGUUAGCCAAGAAUGAAAGAUCUGCAGAUGACGAAGUUGUGAUUCAUUAAACCUCUCCGAACCUCAAACAAAAAAUGCUCCAUCAUCCUAUUAGUGAUAUGUACUUUAUUUGAAUACGGCACUCAAAGAUUUGGACUUGUGAAACAUUGUCCUUGAUACUGGCAGAAUUAGAGUUCUAUAUUUUCAGAGAGCGCUUUCAGAACAGCCGACUAACAGAUCCGCCCACUUGAAUGCUUGUUGUGUAAUCCCAGCAGGGAACGUAUUCAGUGUCUAAUCAGGAAUUAAGCGACAAGCUAAAUAGUGGGUCGCCAUAUUUGAUCCAUGGAUCUGUUAGUUCGCUGUUCUAAAUGCACUUAUAAUUAACUACUGGUGAAUAUGUUAUCCAGUAAAAAAUGAUUCAUUUGACCAAGAACCUUUCUUACGUAUUUAUUGCUUCCUGUACUGCUAACGAUGUAUGGUUUCUGUAUGUAUAUAGUGAAAAUUUUUCAAAGAACUACAAAAUAUUAAUUUGCUAACAACACAUAAGUCUUUGCCUUUAAAUAAUUUUCUACAUUUAUUUUCCAAUGUACUGGCUUAGCGUAAGUUUGAAAUUUGUCUGGAUUUCAUAUAUUGGAAUGUUACCUUUACCCGGUGGAGAAAAGAAGGAAAACUGCCUUGAACUUUGCACAUAUAUUUAUAUAUAUAGUGUGUGACACAUUGAAGCUCACAUAUACUUUAUAAUAUUCAGAAGGUCUUGAAAUAUUUUGUAUAUGUUGGUGAUUGAACAUGGCAUUGUUAUUCAGUUUUAUACCAAAUUACAAUACUCAGAACUACACAUACCUCUUUAUUGACUAAAUCAAUAGGUGCUUGCUUCAAUAAUUAUGGACCAUUGUUUAG
This is a messenger RNA of Lingula anatina, 2473 nucleotides long. RefSeq lists its product as uncharacterized. Lineage: Eukaryota; Metazoa; Brachiopoda; Lingulata; Lingulida; Lingulidae. The record is from RefSeq and is a predicted model, not a curated record. Gene Ontology annotation, cellular component: sarcolemma; dystrophin-associated glycoprotein complex.